GGGACCCCCGGGGUCACCCCCCAUUCCCAGGGGUCACACCAGGGGGUCACCACCCCCAUUGCUCAUGGGGGUCCCGGGGCGACGCCCCCGCGGCGCUUCCACCUCCCCCGGCCCGAGGCGGCGGCUCCGGAUGGGGCGGGAGGAGCGGCCGCAGGCGCGCGGGGCGAACGGGGUGCGGUUCGGGCUUGGGGUGCGCUCUGAGUCCGUGUGUGUGUGACCCCCGUGCAGACAUGAGCCCCAAAAGCUGCCUCGGCUGCACCAAGUGGUUCCUCUUCCUCCUCAACCUCCUCUUCUUCUUCCUGGGCAUAUUCCUCCUCGCCUUCAGCUUUUGGCUUCUCUUCGACCGGCAGAGCUUUGCCACCGUGCUGGGGUCACCGCUGGUCAGCCUGAGGGUCUGGUCUUACGCCUUCUCUGGGGUUGGCAUCGCCACAAUGCUCCUCGGAUUCCUGGGGUGCCUGGGGGCUCUCAAGGAGGUCAAGGUCAUGCUGGGGCUGUAUUUUGGGCUCCUGCUGCUACUCUUCACUGCCCAGAUCACCGUGGCCAUCAUCGUGUACACGCAACGCACCACCCUGGCUACAAAGGUGGCUGUCUACACAGAGGAGCUGAUCCGGGGGUACCCAGCCCAGGGACCACCUGGGGACACCCAUGAGAGCUGGGACGCUGUCCAGCAACAGGUGAGAUUCCCCAAAAGGACCCCAAAGCCACCCCACGGUCACCACACUGGCCCUCUGCCCCCCCAGCUCGGCUGCUGUGGCUGGAAAGGACCCCAGGACUGGGACCACCAUGAUGACGCCACCAGGGACAGGGACGGGGCCAUUGCCUGCUCCUGCCUCAGGGCACACAACAGCACCCACAAGACCCCAUCGAUGUUCCCCCACGGCCGCUGCCCCAUGGCUGCCCUCCAGGACAUCUUCCCCAGGUUGUCACCCCAGGGCUGCAAGGAGAGGGUCCAGACCUGGCUGGCUGGAAACCUGGUCACCAUCGUGGGGGUGUGCAUAGGCAUCGGCCUGGGAGAGCUCUUCCUUCUGAUGCUGUCGAUGUUCCUGGUCCGGAACCUGGACUCCCACUACGAGAAGCUGCUGAGGGGGCUCUGAGGGGGCCAGGGGGGCGUGGGGGGAAGCGCGGAG
Messenger RNA from Poecile atricapillus (Black-capped chickadee), 1127 nucleotides. RefSeq names its product CD37 molecule (gene CD37). Gene Ontology annotation, cellular component: membrane. The record is from RefSeq and is a predicted model, not a curated record. The transcript has 7 exons. Lineage: Eukaryota; Metazoa; Chordata; Aves; Passeriformes; Paridae. The coding region runs from base 231 to 1094 and encodes 287 amino acids.